AGCAAGCGCGGCUCAAGCUCCGAGUUGCAGCGCACAGCUCAGAACGGGGCCUCGGAGCACCGAGCCCCGGCCACGGAAUUCCCCGCGUGGGCCCCACAGCGCCCGCUCAAGUUGACCCUCUGCGACUUCUCUGAGUCCGGCGGGAUGGAGAAGGAGCAGCAGCGCCAGCCGCACACCACGAGGCGCCACUUUCGCCCCGCCCGACGCCGCGCGCGAGAGGCCGAGGGCCCCAAGGCUUCCAGCUCCGCGGCGCCGCCCGCGGCAAGGCUCCCGCAGGAGCCGCCUCGCCACCGCACCACCAUCAAGAACACGUUCGUGGAGGUGAUCUUGGAGGAGGGAGACGGCCAGGAUGGCCCCUACCCCGCCGCGGGCCGCCGGAGCUGCUCGUCCGGCUGCCCGCGCGGCGGCUGGGACCGCCCCCAGGCGGCGGCGGUCCGCACCGCCUCCCCCUCGCCGGCACCGGCGCCCCCGUGCCCGACGCCGUCCGCAGAGGGCGGCCGCCCGGCGCCCCGCGCCGCGGCCCAGUCCCGGCCCAGCCGCGGCGCGCGUGGUCCUGCGGCCCUCGCUGACGACGGCGCCGCAGGCGCGCAAGCGGCGACGGAUCGGGCGCCCUCGCCCUCCGCAGAGGCGGUUGGGCGCUGCGGCGUCGUCUUCGCGGGCAGCCCCUGCGAGAGUCCGUUCGCGCCGGUGCUGCAGCACCCGUUCCCCUGCGCCGCGGGUUGCCCGUGGCCGCAGUGCGCCGACUCGCCCACGCCGUGGGGCGGCGCCGUGUGGCAGCGCCUGGCCGCGGAGGCAGGCCGCGACGCGGCGACCGACUGGUUCUCCGAAGCUUUUGCUCAGGGCGUCGUGGAGGUAUCGCAGGAUCUGGUCGUGCUCGACGCGGGCAUUGGCUCGACUGGCUGCUGGAUGAAGGUCACGAUCGCCUCGUUGUCGCUGGAGAUCUCGGUCGGUAGCGCCUCGUCCUCGUCCUCGUCCUCCGGAUUGUCGGCCGCGAACGGCUCCCGGGUCUACUUCCCGAUGCCGGCGCCCGCGUGGCCGUUCUGCGCCCCGCAGCAGGGCGCGUCGGAGGCGGGGGAGGAGCGGCUGGCUGCCACCGCGGCCGGCGCGUCCGCGGCCGGCGCGCCCACGACCGCGUGGCCGUUCUGCGCCCCGCAGCGGGGCGCGUCGGAGGCGGAGGAGGAGGCUGCCACCGCGGCCGUCUCGCCCGCGCCCGCCGCCGAGGCGGCGGAGGCAGGGCCACUCUCGUCGCGCGCCGCAGGCGCAGCGCUGUGGCACGAACUGGGCUGCGAGGGCCGCACUCCCGGGCCGCCUGCGCCUCGCCGCCGGCGCCUCGCCAACAAGCCGUGGAAGGCGGGCGGCGGCGGCGGCGACGCCGCCGCGGCGGCGAAGGUCUUGACGGCCACCGUGCGCCCGCUGGCGGGCAGCCUCUGGCGCGAGAGGCCAGACUACCAAAACAUGCGCCCUGCGAAGCCGCAGUGCAUCAGAGUAGGCGGCCUGGCGUUGAGGCCGCACGCCGGCUUUGCGCGCUUCGACGACCUGCUGGUCGAGCUGCGGCGCGAGCACGGGCGCGUCGUGCGCCAGCUGCUCGACCGCCUCCCGCAGCCAGGCGGCCUGGAGCCGUCGCGAAGCCAGGAUGUAUGCCGCGCCGAGGCGGCGCCCGAGGCCGCCGUCGGGCUGCGGACGCUAGCCCGCCAAGGCGGCGGCGAGGCGCGUCAAACGCUGGCCCAGGUCGUCGAGCCCGCGCCCGAGCAGCCCUACGCCAAGAGCCAAGACCGAUCUGCGGGACUCCGCAGUCCACCCUGGUUCUGUGCAGCCAGCCUGGGAGAGCGACUCCGAGCGCGCGAGGUGCCGCGCAAGUCGGGCCAGAUCGCCGCGCCCGCGCCCGAGUGGCCAGAGGCCGUGGCCGUGCCGCAGGAGGGCGCGGGGGGCCCGCCCGGUUCGGUGCUCGGAGGAGGCCGACGCAGCGAAGGCAGCUUGUCCGCGCUGGGCUGGUCUUCUGGCGUGCUAUUGCUCGUCGAGAUGAUCUUUGCGCUGUUGCUCAACAUAUUGAGGUAG
Molecule: messenger RNA, 2055 nt
Organism: Prorocentrum cordatum
Lineage: Eukaryota; Dinophyceae; Prorocentrales; Prorocentraceae
Source: the annotation of a GenBank genome assembly